This is a messenger RNA of Aegilops tauschii subsp. strangulata, 516 nucleotides long. Lineage: Eukaryota; Viridiplantae; Streptophyta; Magnoliopsida; Poales; Poaceae. The record is from RefSeq and is a predicted model, not a curated record.
AUGCACGUUGUCCCCGUCCUCCUCUCCAAGCCCCGCUGCCUUGUCCCUACGCCCCACAGUGAGGCCCCGGCCUCCCCCUUCCCUGCCCCACUCACUCGUCUACCGCGCCCGCUCGUUGCCGCCCCGUGCACACGGUCCGCCCUUGCCACAUCCGCCGCCUCGUCGCCCACGACCCUGCACUUGUCACGCCCGCUCGCCGCCCCCGCAGGCGUCGCGCCCGCACGUGCUGCGCCCGUGCCGUGGCCGGCCCCCUGCUGCUGCUCUACCUCACCGGCGUGCCCUCCACCGCGGCCCUCCGCUCCUGCAUCGGAGCUCGUGAUCGCUGCCACUGUCGUGGCUGUGCUCCUCAAGCCCCUGCCCCGCGCCUGCCGUUCCCACGCGCGGCCGCAGCACCUCCCGUGUCUGUGCCCUCGCCGCUGCUCGCCCGCGCCCCCCGCACUGCCACUGCCACGCCGCUGUUCCCCCGCCCCGCUCGCCGGCCCCACUACUCUGCCGCUGCCGCCGUCCGCGGCCUAG